Colletes gigas is the source of this 986-nucleotide messenger RNA. RefSeq lists its product as uncharacterized. The record is from RefSeq and is a predicted model, not a curated record. The coding region runs from base 335 to 898 and encodes 187 amino acids. NCBI's taxonomy places the organism in Eukaryota, Metazoa, Arthropoda, Insecta, Hymenoptera, Colletidae. The transcript is spliced from 4 exons.
UAAACUUUCAAGUAUUGCCAAAAUUUUUGUUGCUUUAACGCUAGAACUACCAGCAACUAUGGCGUAUUUGUGCCAGUACCAAAGAAAUUAAAACAAUAGAUACUUGAAGAAAUGUAUAGUGUAAUGGAAAUAAAUGUUUAUUCAUUCUCUUAAAAAAAACUACGAUAAAUUUUCAAAAAUCUAGCCGAGUAAAUUUUUUACAAUUUUUAUUAGAAAUUACGAGUAGGUUAUUUUGAUCAUUCGGUAGUUCUAGUCUUAAAUAAUUUUUCGUUGAUUUAUUCAAUGGAGGGAGAAGUAUUUAUUAGGACACUAUGACGGUGUUAGGAUAUAUAAAAUGAGUGGAGUGCAUCAGGUUGACAAUUGGAAAGUAUCGGUAGGAACACGUAAUAAUCUGUUGUAUAGUGAUAUUCCGCAUGUUCCUAUAUUAGUAGAGGAUAUUCCUAUACACCUUUCUUUCGAGGAUUACGAGGAAAAUGGUAUUAAAACGAUACAAACUUUGGGAGAACUCGUUCCGAAAACUGAAUUCUAUGCUGCCCUUUUAUCUUUAACGCCGGGAAAUAAUUCAGAAUUUCCUGUCAGUUUCAAAAACUUAAGUAUCACGGAUUUAUAUACUAAAAAUCCAGAUAAUACAUAUUGUGCGAUAUGGGAAAAGUAUACCGUGUUUAAAGUAUAUGGAAGUUUAAGGAUUGAAAACUCAGUAGUUGUACUAGAAACUAGUCACUUAGUACCAAUAAACGAUGUCAGUGGCACAUGGAAAUUAAUGAUCCCAUUAAUUGCAACUGCACGUUCAGAAUAUCGGCGAUAUUACCGUACUCAAGGACAAAACAAUAUGUUGCGAUCACAGUGGGAUAAAAUGAAAGAGGAAAAGAAACGUUUAGUCAAUGAGACAACUUUAUAAAAUAUAUAUUGUUUCAAAUACACGAUAAACUUUUUAUGUGAAUGUGUCAAAUAAUGAAUAUUGCUUGUAAUUUAACAAUUAAAAUAUA